Messenger RNA from Physella acuta, 459 nucleotides. RefSeq lists its product as uncharacterized. Lineage: Eukaryota; Metazoa; Mollusca; Gastropoda; Physidae. The record is from RefSeq and is a predicted model, not a curated record.
AUGACAGAUGAGAGCAGAAUUCAGGAGGAAGAAAUUGGGGCUUUCUCUUCAUCCAGUGAUGAAGAGUGCACGAGUGAGUCGGUUAAAAAACGCCCAGCGUGUCUAGACGUCCACCAAAACCCUCAUCACUACUGGCGACCUACGGCCCUCACACGAGACGAGAAUAUUCGACGGCUGAACCUGGCAUCUGAAUGCUGUGCCUUCAACCACAAGGAGCUGAUGAUGCCAGCCCCCCACCCCCAGCUCUACCCCUGGGAGAAAGACUUCCUGUCCCACCCACCUCUACGGGAUAUCAGAGACAUCGCGUCAGCGGACAACUCCAAAGUGGUUUUAGUCAAUGACUCCAGCACGUUCAGACUAGGGGACAUCAUCAACAUUCAAGUGGUGCUGUUUAAUGGGAGAGGGGAGAGAAUUACAAUAGGUGGGACCAGCGUCAGGGUGUGGCUGGUCACUGCUUAG